UCCGAUUCAAUGAAGAGGAAGACUGCCGCUUCUUACUGCUGAACUCUUGAGCGAUGGCAAACUUGCUAGAAAUUGUAUCUACUAAACUUUCAAUCCAUGCGUCGAUGUGCUGUUUUUCUUCUUCCUGUUGUAGUGACACAAGACAAGCCAGAGCCAGAGCUGCCCGAGAGACAACACCGUCAUCCGUUUUCUUCCCCAGCUUGAUCAUCAGACCAGCGACGCCUUCCUCAGCCAGGUAUCGCAGAGAGGCUUCGUGGUGCCGCACGGCUACAAUGAUCCCUGACUCAAGAAUUUUGAGCAGGUCGGGGAAAUCCUGGCGGAAUUCAGCGUUUUCUCGAGAAGGGUCUUCGCCAAUUGAGUUCGUAUCAAUUAUUAAACUCAUGACACCGACCAAACAACUUCUGUUUGUACCAGCAAGGAGAAUCAUUCAAGUACGAUUCGCACCAUAAUGACCGUUUAUGGUGCGUGCAACGAGUUUGGAAUUGAACGUUCUCACUCAUUUGCGGCCCCAAAGACAGUGAGGACUCGCCUGUUUCACUGAGAAACGAUCGUCGAUGGAGCGUUUGGAGGCUUUGUGUUGUUUUCCUACGUGAGAGGUUGUUGAUGUUUGAAGAGUGUCGCCUCGCCUUUGUCCUCCCAUCUUCCCUUUUCUGAGCUUGAGACUUCGCCGGGAAGCUGAGGCAGCAGCGAAUCUUUUUCCCGUCCCCCCGCGGCUGCGAUAUGAUCCAGUAGACUGUUUGCUUGGAGGUUGCCUAACGUUUCGUGCUCAAGUUCAUCGGUGUUGCUAGAUGAAGCUUCCACCUUUCCGGCAUAGGCAACGGACCCAGAGUUUGGCUGAUCGCCUGCUC
Toxoplasma gondii ME49 is the source of this 848-nucleotide messenger RNA. RefSeq lists its product as hypothetical. Lineage: Eukaryota; Apicomplexa; Conoidasida; Eucoccidiorida; Sarcocystidae. The record is from RefSeq and is a predicted model, not a curated record. The transcript has 3 exons. The coding region runs from base 54 to 449 and encodes 131 amino acids.